Drosophila obscura is the source of this 2277-nucleotide messenger RNA. RefSeq lists its product as uncharacterized. Lineage: Eukaryota; Metazoa; Arthropoda; Insecta; Diptera; Drosophilidae. The coding region runs from base 15 to 2174 and encodes 719 amino acids. The record is from RefSeq and is a predicted model, not a curated record. The transcript is spliced from 2 exons.
CGAUUAAAUCCACGAUGAAUGUGUGGAGUUUUCGGCGCUUUGUGAUUCUGCUGCUACUCUUAGUCACCAUUUGCAUUAUCGAUGGAGCGACGAAAAAGAAAAAUAAGCAAACGACACGCAAUAAAUAUAAAAGAGUAUUCCCGACCAAAGGGCACAGGAAACCCAUGAAACCGAGGACUCCAUUGCAAAGACGAAGUGUUGCAGUCAACAAAAAUCUGACCAAACGAGAUGAACAGCCCAUUCAGGAUGUGCACGAUAUCGUUAGGUCCAGCUACGAUCGUCUGCGCCAUUUGCAUGUCCUUCAUGUCAGCGAAUCGGCGGUUAAUCUCACAGUGCGCACUCUCGAAAGGAAGCCCCAGGACAUGAGGUACACGUGUGGCUAUCGCAGGAUCACCGCAACUCCAUUGGGACUGUACACCAAGGGGAGCAUCAAUCGUGCCGUGGAGAUUCCCUUCGGGGAUACUUAUGUUGUCCCUGAGGAUGUCAGAGGGAUGAUUGCCAUUUGCAAGAACAGCCUGGGCGAUGUGCUGCAGGUGGAACCCUUCACCUUCGUCCAGGCAAUCAAACAGCCAUCAAAUCCGCAGCCACAGAGGCAUCAACGCCGUCCCAGCGUCCUAAUGUUCGGCUUCAAUGGCAUGACCUCGAAGCAGUUUCGAUCCGCCCUAGACGCCAUGCCAGGGCUGGAGAGCAGCAAUCAGGGCUGGUUCGAAAUGCAGAACUACAAGCGAAUGGGCGAGAAUAGCUACAUCAAUCUGAUGGCCCUGAUCUCCGGCUACAGUCCCAGUGCGGUGCACAAUCUUCAAUCAUCCAGUGCCAUGGACGCGAUGCCCUUCAUCUGGCAGCGAUACAAGGCAAAUGGUUACCUAACGGCCUAUGCCGAGGAUCUGUCGCUGAUCAGGAAGUUCCCCUUUGAGUUUGGAAGUCAGCCCGUGGACUACUAUCUGCGACCAUUCAUGCGGGGCAUCGCCGACAGUUUGCAUCUGCGCAAUCGAUCCACAGAGUAUCACGGACUGGACAGGCGGCUGUAUGUGGACUAUGUCUACGAUUAUUGCCAGCAGCUGCUGGAGCAUUACCUCAACCCCACACAGCCCCUGUUCGGGCUCUUCUGGACGAGCAAUUUCGUGAGUUCGGAUCAGGACAAGCGGGAGCCAACAUUACGGGACUAUAUCAGACGCUUCGAGCAAAUGGGACUCUUCAGGGAAUCGAUUGUGAUAUUCUUCAGCGAUCAUGUGUGUCAUCCCAUGCUGUUUGUGUGGCUGCCGACGUGGAUUCGCCAGCAAUACCCCGACAUGGCCAUGGCUCUGGCAAUCAACACACAGCGUAUGACCUCACCCCAUGACCUCUACCUCACAUUGCAGGAUAUUGUGAACCUGGGAGCGAAAGGACCAGCACAAGCCCCGUUGCAGCCAGAGGGUUGCCCCGCCUGCCGCACGCUGUUCAAAGAAAUUCCCAAAAAUCGCACCUGCCACGAGGCCGGUCGCAGCGAGAACUACUGCAACUGUGACGCUUCCAUGGAACUUUUGCCGGAGGAGACCGAGCUGCUGCCACUCGGCUGGAUGCUGGUCAACAGCCUCAACGAGUACCGGCUCUCGCGACCCCAGCUACGGAGUCGCUGCGAGGCGUUUUCUCUGCAGAAAGUCGAGUCCAUACAUCAGCAUUGGUCUGCCCUCAAGUCGAGCACUGUGCAGUAUCGCGUGCGUUUCACCACGCAACCCAAAGCCGCGAGAUUCCUGGCCACCGUUCUGUACAAUCACGACACCAACAAGCUGGUGAAUGUCAGUGUUCCCUCCUUCGGGCGACUCCUUCAGUAUGUGCCUCUCUCGCAGUGUGUAUCAGAUGGGAAUGACAAAAAGUUCUGCGUGUGCAAGCCAACCACCAAAAAGAAGAAAAACCCCAGGGUAGUACGAAGAAGAAAGAACACACCGCAAGGGAAGAAACCUCCUCAAGUGGCGAAGCUAUUGGAUACUCUCAUGCAGAAGAUGGAUAAAAUUGAGAAAUCCAAUGCAUUAAGGCGUCAGGAGAUCAGAGGGGAAGUGCAAAAACUGAAAAAAUUUAUCGCAACCUCCACAACGGCGGCCGAAUGGAUUACUUAUCUGGAAGCCAUCACCACGCCAAGUCCAAUGUUCGAUGGCAUCGAGACCCAUGUCAAUGUGCCGUUUAGCCUUAAUUUCUGAUGCAAAAACUUUCCUUCACGUAACACUUGCUUAACUCCUUGUUUAGCCCAUAAAAUAAAUGAUACCAGAUAAGAUAGAUGCCGUGGGCAUAUAAAUUUUACAU